Messenger RNA from Pseudopodoces humilis (Tibetan ground-tit), 6424 nucleotides. The record is from RefSeq and is a predicted model, not a curated record. NCBI's taxonomy places the organism in Eukaryota, Metazoa, Chordata, Aves, Passeriformes, Paridae.
AUGCAGCAACCAAGGAAGAAAAUGAGCAAUUACAACCAGCCGGUAGUUAACUACAGGCCGUGCCGGUUCGAAAGCAGCCUCCCCCAAAUUCCCCCCAACACAGCGAGGUCAGCUAGGCGCACACACCGACAUCUGCUCCGCGUAUCUCGGCGUUCUGUGGCGGGGGAAAACGGGGGGAAAGCCCAGCCUUGUGCGCGCCGCCGCCGUGCCCGGGCCCUGCGUGCGCCCCGGGGCUGCGAGCGGCGCCGGAGGAGCCGGGCUGCGGCCGCCUCAGCGCUCCGCGCCGGUUCGCGGGCGGCUACGCGGACACCGCGGGAGCGGCAAGGCACCGCCGGCUGCUGCCCCCGGCCCCCAGCCCCUCGUUCGGCAGCCCCACCGCGCACCGGCCGGGCUGAUGCCACUCGCCCACCUCCGAGCCCCGUCCUUCUCCCGGGGACUGGGCUGCCGCUGUUUCAUCUCCCUGCGUGCAGCAGGACAAAACGGGAAACGGCUGCAGGAAAAGCCAAGCAAGGGACGUGCCUUGCCCGCCGGCCGGAGGCGCAGCCCCCAGCGUGCAGCCGCCCCCCGCAGCCCCGGGAGCGGCCGCCGCAGCACGGCACAGCCUCGCCUUACCUCCCCGCCCCGGCUCCGGGGAUGCGCCGCAGCUGCUGCCGUGUCCGCCCCCACCUGCGCCGUCCCUCCCAGCCCGGCGCUCAGGUGCGGAGAGAGCACAAAGGCAGCGCUGCGGCGCGCUGGGGGCAGCGGGCUCUCCCCCACCGAGCCCCCGGCCCCGCUGCACCGGAGCCCCGCUCCCGCCGCCGGCUUCCCCUCCCCUGCCGGCACCGAGCGCCAGCCCACCUCAGCCCGCUGCGGGUGCCCCCCCCAUCCCCCCCCCCGCCCGAAACCGUGCAACUUGCCCCUCGAAAGCCCCCUCGCCAAUCCCCCGUGCUGAGCUUGGUACCGGCACUACGGAGCGCCCCGCAGCCUGAGGAAGUUCCCCGGUCCUGCGGAGAGCUGAGGGGGACACACCCCCCCACGUACCCCCCACCACUGACACCCCUCGGGCUCGCCCCGCUCCGCUGCGCCGACAGACACGUACGGGCAGCCCCCACAACGCCGGGGGUGCGGACCCAGCGCCCGGUGCUCGCCAGACAGGGCGGCCGCUGCCCCCAGCCCCGUCGCCGCUGGAUGCGUGUCAGAUGUACAAUUUCUUGCACUGAGGAUUGCAGCUCAAAAAAUGUAACUGCAGAACCAGCAGCCAGUAGUAAUGAUGAUUUGUCAGUAAACUCUGCAAGUGGGAACAGAACCUCUGCAGGUGGAAGAGUGAUCAGGGCUGCAUCACUCGCUGAUGAGACAAGAGGAUCCAGCCCAAUUUAUGAUCUCACAGCAGAAUCCAUUGGUGUGACUUCUGUCAUCUUAAAGUGGAUGGUGGAUGACAGCGCUUCCAACCCCUACACAUACAGAAUAGAGGUUGUAAAUAAUACAUUUGUGAAGAACUGGACAUCCAGUGAAACCAAAGCAGAAAUUACUGAGUUAAUCCCUGGGAGCCUGUACAACUUCACAGUAUUUCCUAUAGCAGAAGAUAAUGAGACAGAAGGAGUAUCCAUAAGCCUGUAUACAAGGCCCAGCCCGGUUGUUGAUCUCAAGGCAGAAUCCAUUGGUGUGACUUCUGUCAUCUUAAAAUGGGUGGCGGAUGACAGCGCUUCCAACCCCUACACAUACAGGAUAGAGGUUGUAAAUGAUACAUUUGUGAAGAACCUGACAUCCAGUAACACCAGAGCAGAAAUUACUGAGUUAAUCCCUGGGAGCCUGUACAACUUCACAGUAUUUGCUGUAGCAGCUGAUAAAGAGACAGAAGGAGAAGGAAGGUCCACAGGCCUGUAUACAAGGCCCAGCCCGGUUGUUGAUCUCAAGGCAGAAUCCAUUGGUGUGACUUCUGUCAUCUUAAAAUGGGUGGCGAAUGACAGCCCUUCCAACCCCUACACGUACAGGAUAGAGGUUGUAAAUGAUACAUUUGUGAAGAACUGGACAUUCAGUGACACCAAAGCAGAAAUUACUGAGUUAAUCCCUGGGAGCCUGUACAACUUCACAGUAUUUGCUGUAGCAGCUGAUAACGAGACAGAAGGAGAAGGAAGGUCCAUAGACCUGUAUACAAGGCCCAGCCCGGUUGUUGAUCUCAAGGCAGAAUCCAUUGGUGUGACUUCUGUCAUCUUAAAAUGGGUGGCGGAUGACAGCGCUUCCAACUCCUACACAUACAGGAUAGAGGUUGUAAAUGAUACAUUUGUGGAGAACCUGACAUCCAGUAACACCAGAGCAGAAAUUACUGAGUUAAUCCCUGGGAGCCUGUACAACUUCACAGUAUUUGCUGUAGCAGCUGAUAACGAGACAGAAGGAGAAGGAAGGUCCAUAGACCUGUAUACAAGGCCCAGCCCGGUUGUUGAUCUCAAGGCAGAAUCCAUUGGUGUAACUUCUGUCAUCUUAAAAUGGGUGGCGGAUGACAGCGCUUCCAACUCCUACACAUACAGGAUAGAGGUUGUAAAUGGUACAUUUGUGAAGAACUGGACAUUCAGUGAAACCAAAGCAGAAAUUACUGAGUUAAUCCCUGGGAGCCUGUACAACUUCACAGUAUUUGCUGUAGCAGCUGAUAACGAGACAGAAGGAGAAGGAAGGUCCAUAGACCUGUAUACAAUAACUCUCUCAGUGAAUUCAUUUCAGUGUGAACCAGUGGCCAAGCAGCCUUUCCUAACGCUGAAGUGGAAAUGUCCUUUUGGUAACAACUCUGGCUUCAGAAUUAGUAUAUCUAAUAUAAAUACUUCAGAGGAAGAAUUGGCUCCACGCUGCACAGUAGAAGGCUUUGAGCAAACCUUCCAAACAGCACAUUUAAAUUUUUUCAGUACCUACAAUGUUACUAUCAUAACUCUUUCAAGUGGCUCUGAAAGCUCUCCAGUGGACAACUUGUGUCACACCAGCAUUACUGACCCACCUCCGCCAACCGAAGUUCCUUCAGUCAAGGUCGUCAGUCACAGCUCGUUGUCUGUUGAAUUCUCUGAUUUUGAUCCACUGAAUGGUCCAUUAGAAGCCUAUGCAAUAAUGAUUACAACAGAAGAUCAAAGUUCUGAGUCUUUGAAGUCUAAAUUGAACAACACAUACAAAGAUUUCAAGAAGAAGAAGACAACUGCCUAUGUUACGUAUGUCAUAAAAACAGAGCAGGCAGAAUCACAUUCUUCCCAUUCUCAGAAUGGUAAAAACAUCAUUAGUGUAGGCAAGGGAAACACAAUGCAUGGCUAUGAAAAUGGACCAUUGAUCCCUCUUCGUUCCUACAGGGCAUGUGUUGCAGGUUUCACUAAUAUAACCUUUAUGGCUGACGUGAUUGAGGGGAAAGAUAGUUAUGUGUCAUUUUCACCCUGUUCUGAACCUGUUUUACUACCCCAGGAUCCAGGUGUUAUUGCUGGAGUGGUUAUUGGAUGCCUCUUGGCUAUCUUUGCUGUAGUUGCUAUAGGGGGAUUCAUAUUCUGGAGAAGGAGAAGGAAAGAUAAAAGAAAUACUGAGGUGUCUUUUUCUCCAAUUAAAAUCAAGAAAUCAAAAAUGAUUAAAGUGGAGAACUUUGAGUCAUACUUUAAGAAGCAGCAAGCUGACUCCAACUGUGGUUUUGCUGAAGAGUAUGAGGAGCUCAAGUCUGCUGGUGUUCAUCAGCCCAAAUUUGCUGCUGAACUUCCUGAGAACAGGGGAAAAAAUAGAUACAACAAUGUCUUACCAUAUGAUAUUUCUCGUGUUAAACUUUCAAAUCAAAGCCCUGGAACUGGUGAUUAUAUUAAUGCAAACUAUAUGCCUGGCUAUAACUCAAAGAAGGCAUUUAUUGCUGCACAGGGUCCGUUACCCAAUACUAUAGAAGACUUCUGGCAAAUGAUUUGGGAAAAGAAUAUCUACUCUAUUGUUAUGUUGACAAAAUGUGUGGAACAAGCCCGGACAAAAUGUGAGCAGUACUGGCCAGACAAACAACCCAAGAGCUAUGGUGACAUUGUUGUGACAAUGGUCUCAGAAGUUGUCCUUCCAGAAUGGACGAUAAGGGACUUCACUGUAGAAAAGUCCAACACCCCUGAGAGCCACACAGUGCGCCAGUUCCAUUUCACCUCCUGGCCGGAUCACGGAGUGCCGGAGACAACAGACCUUCUCAUCAACUUCAGGCACCUUGUUCAUGAGUACAACAGCCAGAAUCCAAUGGACUCUCCUACUCUGGUGCACUGCAGCGCUGGCGUCGGUAGGACGGGGACGUUCAUCGCCAUCGACCGCCUGAUCCAGCAGAUGGAGAUGGAAAACACGGUGGAUGUCUAUGGGGUGGUGUACGACCUCCGCAUGCACCGACCCCUCAUGGUGCAGACUGAGGACCAGUACGUCUUCCUAAACCAGUGUGUCAUGGAUAUCAUUAAAUCCCAGAGAGAGAGGAAAACUGACCUUAUCUACCAGAAUGUGACAGCAAUGGCAAUCUAUGAAAACUUCACACCUGGGCCAGCCUUUGGGAAGGCCAAUGGCUACCACGCAUAGUCCAGAAGGAACCCAGUGCCUCCAGGAGGUGUUACCUGCCCUCAGCAAAGGAAGGUGUCCAACUCGUGUUUUCUGGGAUUGUGCGCAGUGUCUCAUGUCUGGCUCCUCCAGUUCUGUCUGCAUUCAGAGGUGUGAUCUACAGGAGGAGAAACACAAUGCUGGCAGGAGUUGCAGACUGAUGUUAAACAAAACCCAAACAACAGAACCCAAGUGAAACUUUAAGUUAACAGAGGAAUCUUUUUUUUUCCUUGGGAAUUUAACAGUACUGAUAGGUGAAAUAGCAUUUGCAGUAUGAACAGUGAACUAGGAUUUAAAUAUUAAAAUAAUAACACAAGCUUUUUAUUGCAAUUUUAUAUGAUUUAAUUUACAGACACCAGGCUGGUGGGCUGUUUUGAUAUAUUUAAUUAUAAGUUUCAGGAAGAUAUUUUAUCUACUGUAUCUGGUUACUUAGUUAAUAGAUAUGUGCCUCUGUGAUAUAUUUUUUUUCUGUCUUCCUUUUUAUUUAAAAAAGGAGUACAAAUGGCUCCUUCAAAUGGACAUUUAUACUUGGAAAUUGUGCCUUUUCUAGUUGCUACUCUAGAAAAAAAAAAACAGCAGAGAUUUUAUUUUUGUACUGAAACUCUUAAUGAGAACACAGAUUUUUUGAAUAAGGCUUAUGUCAAACUUAACUGUAGUUGCACUGUUGGCAGGACUCUCCAGAAAUUUGGAGGUGAGCUUUGUUUUUGCAUUUCACCACAAAUAUCCCCUGCCUUAAUGUUUCGGUGCCUCUGCCAGAGGAAGAGGAGUGUGGUCUGUCACUCCGAGCUUUAACUGUAGUUAAAAAGAGAGCAAAUGAAUCUGUGAAUGUGUGUGUGGGGGUGUGGAUGAAGGACAGAAUAGCUCCUCCCUGUUCCUGGCUGAUAUUCCUGUUUUUAUACAAUUUAUAAUGAUUUAUUUAAAGGUGCAAUAUAUGAUUUACUGAAUAAUUCUCACUCUAAUAGAGUUUUUCUCAGGUUGGUGUCUUUUUAUCAUUGUUGUUGUUUUUCCUCAAAUAUAUAAAUCUGUGAAAAUGCUGAAACUAAGGUUCCAAGUGUUCGAGCACUCCCAAACGGAUCAGCUGGCUUUACUGUUUCUACCAAAAGACAUUGCACAAAAUUUCUGCUGUAAGGACAAAUUUCUUGGUUGUUUUAGCCAUUCAAAACUGAGACACAUCAUACCUGCCUGCAUCUCACUUAUCCAGUGUAAUUGUUUUGUAAUUAUUUGCAAUAUACUGCUGCUUUUGUUUUGACUGGUCCUUUUAGAAACUGAAGGAACAAGCAGAAAUCCCCCGUUGGCUGAUUUCACAAGUCAAGGAUCAGACUGGAUUUAUUUUGCUGGUACAUAACUGUUAGACUUAGGAAGGCAUUACCAAUGAAGGACUUAGGUAGAUUGGGGUGAGGGGAGGGUGUCUUAUUUUGGUCUUUGGAUCAUUGCACUGGUUGCAUUGCAGUUGAAUAUGAAGUUUAUGAAUAAUGCUAUAGAAUAGCUAUAAAGCAGGGAAAAAAAUCUUAUGAAGGUUUAAUAACCAGAGUCCCUGGAAUUCUGCUGCUUUUUUGUUGUUGUUGUUUUGGGGGUUUUUCUUUGUUUUAGUAGAGUUGUCAGAAAAAGCUGAAGAUGCUAGGAGUAUAUGUGGCUUUACAGUGGAACCUGGCAACCUCACAGGAUCCAAUGUCAGCUAAAGGAGAACAUAGGAAUUCCUGUAACUUUACUGUAACAACUGUAACUUUACAAAUAUCCUGAGGAAUUUUUUUACAACCUGGUGUGAAACUUUGGUGUGCUGUGCGAGCAAAACUGGAGGACAAAGCACAGUGCACUUUUGGUUGUUAGGUUUUGGGGUUUGGUUUUGUUGUUUAUUUUUUGAGUUUUUGGUUUGCUGUUGUUUGUU